UUGUAGAGCUUUUUACAUCGGAACUUCAUCGCUAGAAGAAGGAGCUGAAAUCGAUAAAUGUUGCUACUUCCGCGGUAGCUUCCUCAAGUUAGAUAUUGAUACAGGCAAAAUUAUAUGGAAGACUUUUAUGCUUCCGGAGAACGGCGGAAAAAUCGGCGGUUAUUCUGGCGCCGCCGUAUGGGGAAGCAGUCCAUCAAUCGAUUCCCAGCGAAAUCACGUCUACAUCGCUACCGGAAACCUCUACUCUGUCCCCAAACGCAUCGCGGAUUGCCAAAAGGAGCAGAAUCAACAGAACCAUACAGAUCCGACCCAACCCGAUAAAUGCAUCGAGCCGGAGAAUCACUCCGACUCGAUUUUGGCAUUGGAUCUGGAUUCCGGUGAGAUUGAAUGGUAUAAACAGCUUGGAGGAUAUGAUGUGUGGUUUGUUGCGUGUAUGAAUUCGACGAACCCUAAUUGCCCGAUUGGCCCAAGCCCAGAUUAUGAUUUUGGAGAAGCUCCGAUGAUGCUUAGCGUGGUUGUUAAUGGAAGGAAGAAGGUAGACAUUGUAGCAGCUGUGCAGAAGAGUGGAAUUGCUUGGGCAUUGAAGCGUGACAGUGGCAAACUCUUCUGGACUACUGAGGCUGGUCCUGGAGGUAUAGGAGGAGGAGGUAUAUGGGGAGCAGCCACAGACACAAAGAGGGUAUACACUGGCAUUGCCAACACCGGUAACUUAAACUACACAUUGUAUCCAUCAACGAAGAUUACAACAGGUGGAGCCUGGGUGGCAAUGGAUGCUCAAACCGGCAAAAUCCUAUGGACAACUGCAGUUCCAAACAAUGGUAGAUCAAACCCUGUAACCGUUGCCAAUGGAGUUCUGUUAGCUGGUUCACAAAAUCCAAGAGGCCCCAUCUACGCCAUUAAUGCGAAAACUGGGAAGAUAUUAUGGUCGAACGAGACUGGUGCAACUGUGUUUGGGGGUAUGUCAGUUAGCAAUGGCUGCUUUUAUGUUGGCCAUGGUUACAGAUCUGGUAUAGGAGUCUUUAAUCCCAACAACACUGGUGGAACUUCACUCUUUGCCUACUGUGUAUAUUGAAAUGCCAAAUGAUGUCCAACUAAUAACUUCGGCAAAUAAUAUGAUGAAGAUAGUAAAUAAAGAAGUACAUGUUUGUGU
This is a messenger RNA of Solanum stenotomum, 1150 nucleotides long. RefSeq lists its product as uncharacterized. NCBI's taxonomy places the organism in Eukaryota, Viridiplantae, Streptophyta, Magnoliopsida, Solanales, Solanaceae. The coding region runs from base 128 to 1072 and encodes 314 amino acids. The record is from RefSeq and is a predicted model, not a curated record. The transcript has 3 exons.